AUGGCAGGGUUCCCCACGGCUCCCUCAGCCCGCCCUCCCGAGGGGCCGAACCGGCGCCGCCGCCUCCGCCCCUUCCUGUCCCGGCCGGCAGCGCGCGCCGGUUGUGUGAGGGACAUGGAGUACCUGGGGCCGGACACAGAGCCCUCUGCAGGGACACAUCCUGUGCUGCCAGUAGCGGGGUGCCCAUCCCGCCCAACCCGGCCAACAUGUGCGUGGGCUGCCUACGGGCACAGGUGGAAUCACCGAGGGCAUCCCCAAGCAGGGCACCGUUCCACUUCUGCAAACAGUGUGAAAGGUAUCUGCAGCCUCCAGGAACCUGGAUCCAGUGCUCUUGGAAUCAAGAGAGCUUCUUGCUUUGUGCCUGAAAAAAAUCAAGCUUCCCUGAGCAAGGUCCGGCUGGUUGAUGCAGGUUUCAUUUGGACAGAACCACAUUCCAAGAGGCUGAAGUUGAAGCUGACUGUUCAAAAGGAGGUGAUAAAUGGAGCAGUUCUGCAGCAGGUGUUUGUGGUGGAGUACGUUGUCCAGUCUCAGAUGUGUGAAGACUGUCACAGGAUUGAGGCCAAGGAUUUCUGGAAAGCUGUAGUGCAAGUCAGACAAAAGACUCUGCACAAGAAGACGUUCUACUAUUUGGAGCAGCUGAUCUUAAAGCACAAGCUCCAUCAAAACACACUUCGCAUCAAGGAAAUCCACGACGGCCUGGAUUUUUAUUACUCUUCAAAGCAACAGGCCCAGAAGAUGGUGGACUUCCUUCAGUGUACAGUUCCGUCUAGAUCAAAAUCAUCCCAACGUUUGAUCUCACAUGACAUUCACAGUAAUGUCUACAACUACAAAAGCACUUUCUCUGUGGAAAUCGUUCCAAUAUGCAAGGACAAUGUUGUGUGUCUGUCACCAAAACUGGCACAGAGCCUGGGGAACAUGAGCCAGAUCUGUGUGUGCAUUCGAGUGACAAGUGCCAUCCACCUCAUCGACCCCAGAACUCUGCAGAUUGCUGAAGUGGAUGGGAAUACCUACUGGCGCCACCCUUUCAACAGCUUGUUCCACCCCAAGCAGCUGGAGGAGUUCAUCAUCAUGGACAUCAACAGGGUCCACGAGAAGAAAAAAGGUGCUGGGGCAGGUGCAAGGUCAAACAAGCACACUCUGGCCGAGGCCUGGGUCCGGAAAACCUCAGAGCUGGACACAGAUCAUCAGUACUUCUGCUGCACACACCUGGGGCACAUCCUGAACCCUGGGGACCUCGUCUUGGGGUUCGACUUGGCCAACUGCAACUUAAAUGACGAGUUUGCCAACAAGAUGAACCCACACAAUAUUCCUGAUGUGGUGCUGAUCAAGAAGAGCUACGACCGCAGCAAACGGCAGCGCCGCAGGAACUGGAAGCUGAAGGAGCUGGAGAGGGACAGGGAAGCCCCGGAUACAGAUGAUGAAAGGCAAUACCAGGACUUCCUGGAAGAUCUGGAAGAGGAUGAAGCCAUAAGGAAGAAUGUCAACAUUUACAGAAAUGCAGAUAUUCCAGUGGAGAGUGACACAGAUGAGGAUGGGCCCCCCAGGAUCAGCCUGGCUGAAAUGCUGGAGGAUCUCCAUAUUUCUCAGGAUGCCACUGGUGGGGAGGGAGCAGAAAUGCUGACAGAGUAACAGGGCCCUCUCAAUGCACUAAAUAUUCCCUUGGCAAGCAAAAACUACCCAAACCAUCACCAAACAUUUCAAACUGAUCUCAAGAUCGUGAAAAGGAGCAGAAUUCCUGCUGUCCCCUGAAAUAAUGGUCCUGAAUUAACUUUUUAUAGAUAAUAUUCUAGGGAAUCAGCAAUCAGAGUUCAAUUUCUGCUGCAAGCAUUGCAAUGUAAUUCCAGAAGUUCCUCCCAUCCCUGAGAGCUCUUUCCUUGCAACUUCUGCAGUGUAAAGGGCAGCUGACCGACUUGGGGAUUAUCCAUUGGAAUUCUGGAGACAACUGAGAAGGAAGGAUGUCCAGAGGGAGAGAUUUUAUUCCAAUUUGGUGGAUUUUUAGGUAGAGUGCCUACCUAUCCUUACUGCUUGAAUUUCUUACAUGGGGAGCAUUCUCCCUGUCUCUUUGGCACAGUGGUUUGAAGCCUUUUAUGAUAUUGGUAGAUUAUUCCAUGUAUUAAUAUUUUGGGGAAGCUCAGGCCUGUAGUUGCUGUUCCCUUGGGAAGGGAACUCCAAAUAUCCACAUUAUAUCCACAAAAAACUCCCCUGCAAAGCCCGUGAUGAGAAAAUUCUGUGGAGUGUUAUGAAUAUUGUGCUUUACCCAUGCCUGUAUCAGUGGAUUAAAAGCAAUAUGCACAGUGUAUAAUUAAUAAAUAAAUCAGCUCUAAACUCUUAAAAACCUC
Molecule: messenger RNA, 2339 nt
Organism: Chiroxiphia lanceolata (lance-tailed manakin)
Lineage: Eukaryota; Metazoa; Chordata; Aves; Passeriformes; Pipridae
Gene: NMD3
Product: NMD3 ribosome export adaptor
Biological process (GO): ribosomal large subunit export from nucleus
Cellular component (GO): nucleus; cytoplasm
Molecular function (GO): ribosomal large subunit binding
Source: RefSeq, a predicted model, not a curated record